AUGGCUUCUGCUGUAGCAUACGACCCUUACGACGAUAUAGACAACAAUCCGUUUUCAGAACCUCGAGAAACGACGACAAUCCCGCAAGAAAGUGGGGCUCAUGAGACUGAUGAUCCCAGCGAGACUAGUACUCCCACAGUGCAGCAUGAAAACCCUCAAAGUGAUGAGAUGAGUUUAGAAUUGGUGCCGGAACGCAAGGCAAACAAAUUUCAGUUGGUAGUGAAGGUCACUGGAUUGGAAAGGAUAGGAACGUUCACAAACAAAAAGGAGAACCCUACUCUAAAAUUUGAUGUCUCUACGAACUUGCCUACAUUUCGCAAACCACAGCACCGAAAUAUCAAAAAGACUAUGACCGAGUUUCAAAACCUAUUCACUUUUUUGAAUGGAUCGAUUCCAGAAACUUUUGUUCCGGCGUUGCCUGUAGCCCAUACCAAUUAUGGGAUCAGUAACUCCGAAGAUUACUACAAGACCGUGAAGAACUUCCAAGAAUGGUUUGAUCGGAUUGCAGCAGAUCCACUCAUCCUUCGAAGCGAGGAAAUUGCAUUUUUUAUUGAGAGCGAUUUCAAUACGUAUACACCUGUAGGGAAAAGCAAACUACCGGUUUCUGGCUUGAAGAGAAAGACAUUGAAACAAUUGACCCCCCCAUUUGAUGAAUGCCUUGAACUGGCCGAGUUUAGACCCCUAGUGAAGUCCAUACGCCACUUGAGCCAAGAUAUUCAAUUAAAAUUAUUGAAACUUAGUAAACUACGCAAAUCCGUCUCUCAAGACGAAAAUGCGGUAGGUAAAGGUUUUAAGGAGAUGGCCCAAGACCCAUCGCAAACACAAUCACAUAGUAAGUUUUACAUCAAAUUCGGGAAGACUUUAACAGCCGUCGGUGACAUUGAUAGUGUGAUGGCAACCUUGGAUGUGGCCACUUUAUAUGACGGCUUGGAGUGGAUAGCCCAAGACACGUAUGUGGUAAAAGAAUCUCUUACGAAUCGUCACUUUUUGAUGCGAGAUUUGCUACAAGCACAACAAAACUCAAGAUUUAGACAAGAACAAGCCCGCAAACUGCGUGCAAAGAGGGAUGUGAGCCCAUUAAAAGUGGACGAUGCCAUUAGAGCGCUGAAGGUCGCUACAACCACCGAACAUGAACUGACGCUGAAGCUACGCCGAAUUACCGCAAAUAUGUUGCUUCAGAAACGUGAAUGGUUAGAAUGGUAUGACAAAACCUUGAUCAACAGUAUCAAAGAGUACACAGUGCGCAAGAUCGAGUAUGAACGCAAAAAGCUCUCACUUCUGGAAAGGAUUCGUUCCGAUGUUAGGGCUGUUGACGAAGCAGGCGGCCUUUCGAGACUUGGCCGGGGCACAGGCGUUGUGAGAGAUGGAUCCACGGCGACCAAACCUUCUCAAAGUGCGCAAGGCGAUAGUUGGACCAAUGAUCGGAGAUCUCGCGCUUUUGAACCAUCGGUUUUGAAAACAGAGUUUGACGCUUCAUUGGAAAAUGAACAAGGUGUUGACGAGAUUACAGAAGAUCAGUAUACUUUGGAUGCUAGAAGUGCAGCCCAUCUACUUGGAUCAAGUUCAUUUUAG
Lachancea nothofagi CBS 11611 is the source of this 1572-nucleotide messenger RNA. The record is from the annotation of a GenBank genome assembly. NCBI's taxonomy places the organism in Eukaryota, Fungi, Ascomycota, Saccharomycetes, Saccharomycetales, Saccharomycetaceae.